CUCGCGCUCGCGCCAAACCGUCAGCUGACCGCACCUGACGUCAUCGGGCCGGCCCGUGACGGUGACGCGUCAGGUGGAACCACGUGAUUCGGCGGCAACCGGUCUUUCGACGUUAAGCGGAGGUCGCCUUGAGGUUGAAUGUCGUUGCGGUGGACGAGAGGGUUCGAGCGACCCAGAAUGUUUGGGGGAGUCUCGCAGUUUCCAUAAAUUACAUCCACCCUAACCCCAGCCAAUCCCAUCUAGAUCUACUGAUUAGAAUCAGAGAACUUUUGAGCGCUGUUUCAAAAAUCCAGGAAACCUGUAGCAGAGUCAGAUGCAGAGGUGAUUUGGGACUGUGGGACACUCUUUACCUGUGGCUCCAAAAGCUUCACGUUGGAAUUUUGCAGAUUUUGAAGAAAUAACUGGAAAGCAGAUAAACACAAGUCAUUUUGCAGACCGCACUGCUUCAAGAAUCAUCACUAUCAUCUCAGGAACAAUUUGAAAUGGGAUGAGGGUGUUGCUGGCCAGGAAGCGUUUAUUGCCCAUCCCUAAUUGCUCAGAGGACAGUUAAAAGUCAACUACAUCGCUGUGGGUCUGGAGUCACAUGUAGGCCAGACCAGCUGCAACAGGGAAAGAUGGGAGCAUUCACGCCCGGAACCUUUCACAAAAUUUACUUCAGCAAAGAGAUCAGAGGGGUGCACCGAACUGCACGUCUAUUCCACACUUUAAGGUUUAGGUUUGUGACAGGAGUGAGUGGUAUCCUGGAGUAAGGGGUGAGGUGGGGAGGAUAAGGAUGGCUGUCAAACCACACGGCUCCCUGCUGAAGAAACACAGCCAGACUGACCUGGUGAGCCGGCUGAAGAGUAGGAAAAUCCUUGGAGUCGGAGGUGAAGAUGAUGAGGGGGAAGUCCACCGAUCAAAGAUCAGCCAGAUGUUGGGAAAUGAAUUCAAGUUUGCUCUUCAUGAGCCAUUUGGACUCAGGUACUGGCAGUUCAUCUCAGCAGUCAUCUUUUCAGUUGCUGGAAUUCUGGCUCUGGUGUUUCCAAGAAUGCUGCAUAGUUGGCUGUUCCAUGGAGAUUACAAGUUCUCCUGCAUUGCAUCUCUCCGACUGCACAGUGGCGCAUUACUCAGCAUUGCCUUGAUCCUAUGGAAUGCCUUUUACACAUCCGAGAAGGCCAUUAUUCGAUGGACACUUCUAUCAGAGACCUGCUAUUUUGUUGUGGAGUUUCUAGUGACACUGGUUUCAGCCAUGGAUCAAGGCUUGUUUUCUCAGGAUGUGGGAUUCUUGCUCUUGAGUUGCGCAAUAUUUGGGGUCUUGUCACUUUUCUAUUAUUUACAAGUUGGACGGAAACCCAAAAAGAUCUAAGCCAUCAACCAACAGGAGGGACUCACAUCCGGCUUUCAGUGUGAAUUGAAACACUUUGAAUCAAGAGGCCCCAUUGACACACCCUCGCCCCCAACCCUGUGCCACCUUUGGCCAGCAGCACCCAUUAAGUGGCUGGUUUCUGGGGCGAAGUAUGAGUCAAUUUCCAGUGGGCAAGCAUGGCUACACACAUUCAAUAUAGGCAUGAAGUGAAGGCUAAUCUCAACCUCAGAGGAGGAGGCCUACAUAAGGGUUGUGAACUGUGGUUGUAGACAUCCUUUGAUGUAUGACAGUCAAAAAUGUGAUGGCUAGUCUUUUGAUGGCUGUAAACAUUGGUCUAUUCACCUGAUGUCGGAUUUGGGGUGCACUUGAGAGCAGAGGCUGGUGGUUUCACCUCCACAGAUUUGGUAUGAGGAGCUCCAAGAAAUAGCUGAUGUAAGAUGGUGCCGGGGAACCGAGGGAGGAGUGGGGAAACUCAGAGGGAAGGGGAGAAGCAAGUUAUGGAAGGGGUUAACCAAAGGAGUAGGGGGAGAGAAAAACUGUGGGGAGGGAUGUAACUGAGGGAGGAAGAAUAGAAUAACCGAGGGAGAGAGGUAUACAAGGGGGAAAACCAAGGGAGAGGGGAGUUAUUGAAGGAGGGGUUAGCUGGGAAAUCUGAAAGGGGGGAAAACCGAGAGUGGAGGAAAGGGGGGAAACUGAAGGAAUAAGACAAAGGGUAACUGAAGAGGAUGGAAGGAAAACUGAGGAAGGACAGAGAGAUGACUGCAGGAUGGGGAGGAAAAACUAAGGGGAGGGGCUAACAAAAGGAGAAAAUUGGGGAAAAGCGAAGGAGAGGGGAUUGAAGGGACGGAGAAAGGAAAACUGAGGGAGAGGGUUAAUCAAAGGCAGGAGGAGAGACGUAACUGAGGGGGGGGUGAUGGGAAAAUUAAGGAAGGGAGUAACCAAGGGAGGGAAGAGAGGCCAAUUUACAGAGGUAGGAAGAAAGAGGGAGGGGUAAUCAAGGGAGGGGAAGGAGCAAGACAAAGGAGAAACUGAGGAGAGGAAAACUGAGGGAGAGAAAAAGGAGAAACCUAAAAUGGGGGCAUUAAUGAGUUUGUAACUUUCUGUAAAUGUUUCCAUUCCAAAACAAACAAGUCCACUGAGAACUGGAACAUCAGUCAAAGCUCAAAUCUUCUCCCAGACACCGAAUUCUGAAUCACUAUGGGAGGGGCUGAGUAGAGAUUGUGUGGGUUGGGGGUCGAGACGGGGGCAGUGCGCUUCACACAAGCUGUAACCACGUUUGUUGCAAGAGUGUGGUUUUCAGUUUAACUUGCAAACAAUGGCUUUGAUAAAAAGAGACACUUUAACACACUCGCAUAUCUAGCUGCAAAGCCAGGUGGCAAACAGUUAUCACUGUCCCUUUCUCUCUGAGUUUCUAUUCUGUACCUGGGCCAAAUUCAAU
This is a messenger RNA of Stegostoma tigrinum, 2783 nucleotides long. Its product is annotated as tumor protein p53-inducible protein 11-like. The coding region runs from base 773 to 1345 and encodes 190 amino acids. The record is from RefSeq and is a predicted model, not a curated record. Lineage: Eukaryota; Metazoa; Chordata; Chondrichthyes; Orectolobiformes; Stegostomatidae. The transcript has 12 exons.